Messenger RNA from Puccinia triticina, 2031 nucleotides. RefSeq lists its product as uncharacterized. Gene Ontology annotation, cellular component: cytoplasmic stress granule. The coding region runs from base 1 to 2031 and encodes 676 amino acids. Gene Ontology annotation, biological process: mRNA splicing, via spliceosome. Lineage: Eukaryota; Fungi; Basidiomycota; Pucciniomycetes; Pucciniales; Pucciniaceae. The record is from RefSeq and is a predicted model, not a curated record. Gene Ontology annotation, molecular function: mRNA binding. The transcript has 8 exons.
AUGAUCAUGACCGAAGUCUAUCCAGCCCACUACCACUAUCCCGGCACCGACCACUCCGCCGGCAACUUUGGCCCCGCCUCCAACACUACCAACCAGCCCAUGUCGAGCGGUCAGAACGACGAGAUGGAUAUGCUCAAGACCAACCCGGACAAGAAGACCCGAUUUGCCACCGGCCCCGCGACCUCUCCGGCACAUCAACAAUCCUUCAAUCACGCGGCCAUCUACAACGGCAACAACGGCUUCCCAGGAGCUCAACAGCAACAGCAACAUCAGCAAAACCAAAACAAUAUGGUGGCGAUGGCUGCCAUGCUGGGCCAGAUGCAGCAACAACAACAACAGCAAGCAGGUCAAUCGGCUGGAUAUAACCAACUCAUGAACCAAGCGGGCAUCAGUGGCGUUGGGAUCAAUACUGCUCUGGCAGCUGGAGUCAACGGUUACGGUCAACAUGCUGCUUUUACCUCUCCAUUACUAGGUGCCUUUCCAUCGCCCAACUCGGCUGGAUAUGCUAACUUUCCUUCUCCCGGACUCAGUCAAGGAAGUUAUGCUGCUAUGUCCUCCGCCCAGACUGGCGCAUUUAGCCCUGGUCUCGCCAACGGUAUGGCUCAAGUUAGUGGUGGCGGUACCGCUCAAACUGGCCGGACGGUCUACGUCGGCAAUCUCCCAGCGGAUGCUGCCGUUGAUGAACUCCUCAGCCAAGUUCGCUUUGGUCCCAUCGACACGGUCAAGGUGCUUCCCGAGAAAAACUGCGCCUUCAUCUCUUUCUUAGAUCCGACUACGGCUGCCGCAUUCCAUUCGGAUGCCCUGAUGCGCAAAAUCCAGCUCCAUGGGCAAGAAUUGAAGAUCGGAUGGGGCAAGCCUAGCGCCGUUCCGAUCAACGUCAUCAUGGCCGUUCAGCAAAACGGGGCCACUCGGAAUGUCUAUCUCGGCAACCUGGAGGAAACCGUUACUGAGCAGAGCUUGAGGGAUGACCUCAGCCGAUACGGACCUAUCGACCAAGUCAAAAUCGUCCGUGACAAAAACAUCGGGUUCGUUCAUUUCUUGUCGAUUGCGACUGCGAUCAAGGUCGUCCAAACUCUCGCUACUGAGCCUGCUUGGGCUGGUCGAAGAGUUCACUAUGGCAAAGAUCGAUGCGCCUACGUGCCCAAGAACCAACAUCAACAGCAGCAACACAACAUGGCGGCAGCUGCCAUGGCUGCCACUGCUGCUGGCUACGUUGGCUUUAGCAACACCCUGGCUGGGAUCAGCAUGGAUCCGACCCAAGUCCAACCUGGCAAUCGUACCGUUUAUCUAGGUAACAUUCACCCGGAGACCACUUUGGAAGAGAUCUGUAACACUAUCCGUGGCGGCAUCUUACAGCAAAUUCGUUAUAUUCAGGACAAGCACAUAGCCUUUGUGACAUUUGUUGAUUCAAAUGCGGCUGUCGCCUUCUAUCACACCGCCACGUUCCAAGGCAUUGCCUUGCACAAUCGUCGCUUGAAGGUUGGGUGGGGCAAGCACUCGGGACCCCCCUCGCCCGGUAUUGCUAUGGUCGUUCAAGCCGGAGGCUCCCGUAACGUUUACAUUGGACAAAUUGAAGACAUGGAGACUUUCGAUGAGGCGCGAAUCCGACAAGAUUUCUCCCAAUAUGGUGAAAUCGAGCUGGUCAAUUUGCUCAAGGAGAAGAACUGCGCUUUCGUCAAUUUCACCAACAUCGCCAACUCGAUCAAGGCCAUCGAAGGCAUUAAACAAAAUGAAGAAUACUCCAAAUUCAAAAUUGCAUAUGGGAAGGACCGUUGCGCCAAUGCCCCUCGUAAUGCACCAUGGGCCCAACUCUUUUCGCCGACUCUUUCGACUGGCCCCAACUCCGGCCCCCGCAGUGCGCCUGCCCAGAUGACCGGCUUUAGUCAGUCGAUGAUGGGUAACCCCUCUUCUGGGUUUCACAGCGCCGGAUUCAACCCGAACCCGGGAGUAGAGGACUUCUCGAACAUUGUGGUGACUGCCGAGGGUGGAAGUGCCCACGCUAGUCCCGAAAUGCCACCACCCGAGGCCUGA